AUGGCUACCCUAAAGAUCCACGGCGGCAGCGCCUUUCUGAACUGGCGAGCUACCACUCCGCGCCUAUAUGUGACGGCUGAGAGCGACGACUUCGACGACCUCACCCUGCAGGCAUGGCGUGAUGAAGGCUUCGAGGUGAAUUACCUGCCGUUUGGUGACGGCGGUAAGCAGUAUGUCAAGACGCUGCAUUCACUCAAAGAUAGUCUUGGUGUAGGCGGCACCUAUGCUAUAGUAGCCUUCGGUGACGCCGCCUCCGUCUGCCUCGAGACGUUUAUUCGCCAAGACCUGAAGCUCAGCGCUCUCGUCGCCUACUAUCCCUCGUCAAUCCCCGACCCUCAGACGCAGUUCAUGCCCUCGUUACGCGUCAUGGUCCACCUUGCCGGAACCCAAAUCGGCGUGAACAAGAACACGGAAAUAUUGGGUCUUCAAGGCAAGAGAAGGACCAUCACCAAGAAGAUAACGCCUGGAAUCGGCACCGGCGGCAUGCAAAAGCUGAAGUACCCGUGUUUUACCUACCAAGGCGUCGAGCCUGGGUUUGCCGAACACGACCUGGAAGAGUACGACAAGGUCGCCGACGCCGUUGCAUGGAGCCGCUCUCUUGACACCGUCCGACGAGGCUUCUCUGCCGAGCUGGACAUCGAAACUGUCUGGGAAGAGAACGAGGAGCACAAAUUCCGCACGCCCAACACAGAGAAGCUUCUCAACACCAUGACCGACCUCCACACGCCUCACGUCACCUACACGCCGACCAUGACCGGCGCCAAGGGCAAAGAGGACCUCGCCCGCUUCUACGACGAAUACUUCCUGCCGUCAAUCAGUCCACGCGCGAAUCCGCCCACCGGCUUGAAAACGCGCCUGAUUUCCCGGACCAUCGGCGUCGACCGCAUCGUCGACGAGUUGCUCGUCAGCUUCAAGCACGCCCAGCCCAUGCCGUGGAUCCUGCCUGGCAUACCGCCCACUGGACUGCCUGUCGAAAUUGUGCUGGUCAACAUCGUGGCGCUGCGCGGUGGGAAGCUGUUCAGCGAGCACGUCUACUGGGACCAGGCGGCCGUGCUGGUCCAGGUGGGGCUUCUGGACAUUGAGGACGUACCGGAGAAGUGGCAGCAGAAGGGUGUGAAGGAGCUGCCAGUUGUUGGGGAGGAGAGCGCGAGAAAAGUGGUGGAUGAGGAUAGGGAGCCCUGGAAUGAGCUGAUUGCGGAUUGGUAA
Molecule: messenger RNA, 1206 nt
Organism: Lasiodiplodia theobromae
Lineage: Eukaryota; Fungi; Ascomycota; Dothideomycetes; Botryosphaeriales; Botryosphaeriaceae
Product: Dienelactone hydrolase
Exons: 3
Coding region: 1-1206 (401 amino acids)
Biological process (GO): polyketide metabolic process
Source: RefSeq, a predicted model, not a curated record